AGUCCUCCCCAAGAGGGGGUGACAAUGAUGAUGACAGUGACGGACCACCAAGGGGGGCAGACCCAGGUCGGGAUGAAGCCGGAGGGCCGUCCCAAACUCCGCCGAUACCUCCUGGGCCUUCUGGGCCUGGGGCUCCUUCUCUCUUUUCUCCCGAAUCUUUGUCAGCAGGUAACCAUAGCAGUGAUCCAGAGCUCCGGGAGGGUCGAGAUCCAGGAGAAAACGUGGAUCCGGUUGCCGCCGGAGACCCAUCCAGUAUCCCCGCGCCCGAUGAAGGAGGGGACGAGGGGAGGGUACCUGCCGUGCCGAGCGACCGCGGACGAGAUGACCCAGAGAGUGGCGGACCUGAGCAGCCGGAUGAUCCAGUCACCGAGCCAGGAGGAGAGGUCGUCGUGGGUCCGGAUGCCGAGCACGGGGGAGCGGAUGACCCUACAACCAUCGAUGACGGACAGCCGCCCCCAGCGGAGGAACCAGAAGUACCUAGAGGGGAGCCAGAGGAAGGCGUGGAGCAGAGGAGAUCCCGUGAUGAACGUCCCAGCCCCCUCAACGUCGGAAACGAGCUUCCAGACAUUGAGAGGUGGCCAGCAGACCAACCUUUCGUCAGCGGAGGGUUCUUGGAAGACCUUAAUGACCCAAACACUCCAGAAUACGGGCCCGAGCCAGGAGGCGUUGGGCCCCAAGAAGACUCCCAACCACCCAGCGAUCGAGAGAGUGUGGGAGGGCACGGGGCAGAGCAGGAGCACGUCGAAGACCUCUUCCCCGAUGAACUCCUUGACCCCGAAACUUUCCGUAGACCGGCACCAUCAGGUGGGUCAUGGUCUGAUUCAGCAGCUGACGACGGGGGUGCAUGGGAAAGACUCUUAUCAGAGUUCCCUGAUGACUAUGCAGUACGACAAGCCAACCUCCUCUCCAGACCUCACCUUUUCGGAACUGACGAUGACCCAGUCACAGCAGCAUACUGGGAGUAUGAUGAGUCCGAAGGUGAAAGCAAAUCAGACACAGACACAGACACUGACACCCCUGGGAACAGAUAUCCCCCAGGAGGACGAAAUGCUAGGCAUAACUAGUUCAGGCAACGGAGGAAUGGGAGACUUGGACACACAAACAGAGUUGACCAAGGGUAUGACCCUGACACCUGAGGGCGUUGAACUUGAGAGGGGGUUGGGCAGGGAUGACCUGCAGGUAGCCCAAAGUACCCCUGUUGGCUCCCAGGUAUCAGGAAACGAUGCCCUUAUGAGAUGUCCCUACACCCCAGACACAGUUGAAUCCGUGUGGGUGUGGCAGUCAGGAGGCUUUAAAAGACUGGCUAAUUUUAGCAGCGGACAGCAGGAAGAGCCGCGCGAAAUACAUGUCGCGAAAGAGAUUAGGGCAAAAGUUUGGAACGAUGUCGAGCAAAGAAGAAUUAUGAUGCAGGUAACAGGCAUGCAGGAAGGGGACCAGCACUACUUUGCAUGUCUACAACGAACAACUAAGGACCCUGAUAAUUGGUCCCCUGCCGACAUUUACAUGCGUCGGUGGGAUGCUAACACAGGACAUCCCCGCAAGAAGCGUGAACUCACAAAUGACAUUUCUGAAUGGUUUGAAACCAAUGCCUGGCUCCACUGGGCAGACUUUACAGCCAGAUCUUUAUAUCCUGAAGGGGACUGUUAUGUGUGUUCCAAACAGUGGUUGAAAACCUAUGCUGUUCCGGUCCCAUUUUCUUUGUUAGAUGGGUGGAAACAAGAGGAAUCUGGUGUGGAGAAAGGGUUUCCUGCCUGGGGUGGAAAUGUGGAAAACGUUUCAUUUCCCCGGUGUGUACUUGAAAUUGGUAGUGCAGACCAUCCUUGGAACAAUCCCAACCGUUUCCAAAAUGGGGUACUAGUAUUGGAUGUAUGUAAAAGGAAGUUCCCAAACAUAACUGAAAGCCAAGAUGCAUGGAUAAAGGACUAUGCAGUAGACAGAACGGCAAAAUAUGAGUGCUUUCAUGGCCCAGCUCAAAAUAAGACAAGAUGGCGUGGCACCAUCCCCGAUGAUCUUGGGGAUGACUGGGAGGAUGUGGGCACCUUUAAGGGAAGGUGUGGGCACACAUGGACAAGGGACUUAAGUGGUACUUGGGGAGUACUAGACGCAUGUCCAUCUGCAGGCCCAAAUCCAGUGCAUGCCGUUUGUGCUCUGGAAAACGGAUUUAGCCCAUAUCACCCAGGCAUAAUAGCAACAAUGACUCCAAUUGACGAGUUCUUCUGGGCCUGUGGACCAAAAUAUGGUUUACGGAAAACACUGCCAUGGAAUUGGUCAGGUACGUGUGCGUGGGUGAGGAUAGGGCAGAGAACAAAUAUCCUUCCCCUAUCCAGACUAAAUUCCACUGAUUACAUAGACAAUGCUAUCAAACGGUCUAAAAGAUCCUCCGACUCAAGUCUGCCGAGUUUUAAAAUGACCUCAAUAGAAGACGUGCCAACCGAAUUCACUGCCCGGGAUAGGGUUAUAGGGGGAUUUGUAGCUGCAAUACCAAUCAUUGGGACAGCCCUGAUGGUUUCAGAAAACAUUAAAUGGAUAAAUUUCGUUUAUUACAAUCAACAGCAAUUCAUGAACUACACAAUAACGGCGUUGGAUGUCCUUAAUGAAAGACUGAACUGGUUAACCGAGAGCUUGGUCGCAAACAAUAAGAUGACGCUUCAAUUACGUCUGGUAGUUGACUGGCUAGCAGCAAAGGAAGGAGGCAUGUGUGCGAUAGUUGGGGAAGAUUGUUGUACUUGGAUCCCCGCAGCGUAUAACCCUGACUUGGACAACCAAUUCCAAGAGGCCAUGUCCAAUCUGAUACGAGUAAGAGAUGUAGCCCAUUACCAUGCAGGGAAGGACAAAGGGCUAGACUGGUCAGGAGUAGGAAACUUCUUCUCAUCAGGUUGGGCGUCACUGACAAACACCAUAGGCUCCUUUGGGACCACCUUUCUGGGCUGGGUACUUAAGGUGAUGUUGGGCGUAGUGAUAGUGGCUGCCCUGGUGUGUUGCAUAACUGCAUGCUGUGGGAAGAUCUGUUCUAAAACUUUCACUAAUGUCAUUGAGAAACAACUGAUAGUCCUAGGCCCAAUGGAAGAACUCACCAGAAGGGAGAAUGUACUUGACCCAGACGUUGAAAAUCGUCUCUAUGAACUAAUGGGCAGGGCUCAAGAUGAGGGGUUUCAAGAAACAGAGUUCCAGUCAAGUCGAGUGUGAAACUCCCUGUAUGCGAAAGCUAGUGUCGCAAAGGGGGGAGGUAGGGAGUUUGUUAAAUUUGUUUCAAUUCACACUGAUCUCCAUUUGUUCAUCUUGAGUGGUAUUAUUCUAGCUGUUUAUUUCUAUUUUACAUGGUUUAUU
Molecule: messenger RNA, 3327 nt
Organism: Engraulis encrasicolus (European anchovy)
Lineage: Eukaryota; Metazoa; Chordata; Actinopteri; Clupeiformes; Engraulidae
Exons: 1
Coding region: 25-3186 (1053 amino acids)
Source: RefSeq, a predicted model, not a curated record